UGUUUGACAAAGAUUAGAUGUGUAUUAAAUAAUGCUGUUUUCUCGUCGUUGGAAUCUUAUUGUUGGAAGUAUACGACCUGUUAACAUUCUUAAAAUAUAACCAAAAUUUGUUAGUUCUUUUCGUACGUAAGUGCUUUAUCGUCACAUAUGUAUGCCUUUGUAAUACACAUUCAAAUAUAUAAUUUUUGACACUCAUAGUGUUAAAAAAUAUCAAUUAUGCAUGAUAAAUUUUGUUUGUUAAAAUCACGAUUAAUUUUCGUGUGUAUUUAAGUGAGUAAUAAGUUCAAAAUUAAAAUUAUGUCAAACGAAUCAAUUUCCUCAAAUUUUGUUACACAAAAUCAGUUCACAUUUGCUGAAAAAUUUGCUCAUAAGAUAAGUAAAAAUAAAAAUAAAGGGAUAUCACAAUCUUCUGUAAGAAAAACUGAUAAGCAAUCAGUGCAUUUAGAUUCCGAAGAAAGAAAAGAAAAAGAAAUCAAGGGUCAAAAAUCUAAGUCCUCAAAACAAAAAGAAACAUUUCCACGACAUAUUUCCGAAAAGGAAAUUGAUAAACUUUUAAAAAAUCAAAAUACCAAUGAUGCACAAUAUGUAGAAGGAUAUUUACGCAUUAAUCCCUGGUGUCAUAAAUAUGCUUAUUUAUCUUUAUCCGAUGAUCAGUAUGAUCUAUUGAUUGUUGGUUUGAGAGAUAGAAAUCGAGCCUUUGAUGGUGAUUUUGUUGUAGCAUGUAUAAAUCAACCAGAAAAAUGGCAAGUCCAUCAAGGGCAGAAGCAGAAAACAGGUGUUGUUGUUUGUAUACGAGAAAAAAUACAUCCAAGAAAAACAGUUGGAUGUUUUAAACAACGUGGUGCAUUUACAUUUUUUUAUCCCAGAGAUCAUCGUGUGCCAUUAGUUAAAAUAAGUAGGGAAUCAUUGCAACAAUUUGCUGUAUGUCCAAGCAGUUAUGAAGACACAUUGUAUUUGGUUGUUAUAACUGAUUGGAUAAAACCAAAAUUUGCAGUUGGGAAAAUUGAGAAAAUAGUUGGAAAUAUUGGUGAUAUAAGAACAGAAUCAAAUGCAAUAUUACUUGAAUAUGAUUUAGAUGUUACACCUUAUAGUCCUGAUAUAAUAAAAGGACUUCCAAAUAGUGAUUAUAUUUUAACAGAAAAUGACUUAAAAGAUAGGGAAGAUUGGAGACAAGAAUGCAUAUUUACUAUUGAUCCUGAUGCUGCUGUUGACUUAGAUGAUUCAGUUUCUUGCAAAAUUUUGGAAAAUGAAAAUUAUGAAAUUGGUGUGCAUAUAUCCGAUGUUACUCAUUAUAUGGAAUUUUUAUCUCCAUUAGAUAUUCAGGUUUCAAAACGAGCAACAACCAUAUAUAUGACAGAUAAUGUAUAUCACAUGUUACCAAAACAAUUAUGUCAAAUAUGUUCUUUAUCACCUGGUCAAGAUAAAUUGGCUUUUUCUGUUAUUUGGGAAAUAACACGAAAUGCAGAAAUUGUCAAAUAUCGUUUUGCUAAAACUGUAAUAAGAUCAUGCUGUCAAAUGUCCUAUUAUCAUGCCCAGAAAUUUAUUGAAAAUCCAAAAAAUAAUUGGCCAGAUGACUUUUUAAAUAUAAGUGGAAAUUUUAAUUUUAAUGAUUUAUCAAUAAAAGUAAAUAUUUUACACAAUCUGGCUAUUCAAAUGCGUAAAAAAAGAUUUCAAAAUGGCGCACUACAAAUAGAUCAACCAAAAUUAUAUGUUAAGAUUGAUAGAAUUACGGGUUUACCAAUAUCAUAUAAUAUAGAAGAACAGAAAGAUAGUAACAGACUUAUAGAAGAAUUUAUGUUACUAGCUAAUAUGACAGUUGCUACACAAUUAUAUACUAUGAUUCCGGAGACUGCUUUAUUACGUAACCAUAGGGAGCCUUCAAAACAUAUUCUUACUGUAACAAAAGACACUUUGCAAAGAUUUGGUAUUCAUUUAGAUAUUAAAUCGUCUGCAUCAUUACAUGCUAGUAUUAGACGUUAUGAACAAGGAUUAGAGAAUGAAAACAAUGAAACAAAAAUAACAAUGAAAUACAGGAUGAUGGUUAUCAAUAGUCUUUGUUCCAAAGCUAUGACUCGAGCAACAUAUAUAUGUUCAUCAAUUGUCACAGCAGAAGAGGAAUUGAGACAUUAUGCUUUAAAUGUACCACUUUAUACCCAUUUUACUUCUCCAAUUAGAAGAUAUUCUGAUUGUGUAGUGCAUCGUUUACUUUAUUCAACUAUGAAGAAUAUAGAGAUGCCCAAAGAAUGGUCUAAAAAAUUGUGUAAAUCAAUUGCAACAAAUUGUAAUAUAAAAAAGUAUAGCGCGAAAAUGGCUCAAGAACGAAGUAGUGAAUUAUAUUUUACAUAUUUGAUAGAUUUAAAAGGUCCUAUUGUUACAAUGGGUAUCGUAUUGAAUGUAAAUGAAAAUUUUAUAAACGUUAUAUUGUGUCAACUUGGUAUAAAAUUAAGAGUUUCCAUCACACAGUUAGAAAAAUUGGCAGUUAUUGAAUAUUCUUCGGAAUAUUCUGUUCCUACAAUAAGCAUUUUUUGGAAAAAACCUGCUGUUACUCAGGUAAUAAAUGUUUUUAGUUUAUUAUAUUUGAGAAUCGAAAAACAUCCUGAAUCUUUUCAAUUAAUUGGUAAUCUUUUACCACCAAAUCAAGAAAUAGAAUUGUAACAGUAUUGACGUAUGUUCGCUGUAAAUUAUAUUUGAAAUCGAAUAUUGUACAAAUAUUUUUAUCGCUGUAUACCUUUUUAUAUAAAUCAUAUUGUACAUAUUUUGGCUGUGUAUAUAUAUAUGUAUGUAUGUAUAUAUAUAUAUAUAUAUAUAUAUAAUAUAUAUAUACCGCGUGUACGCGCGCACAUCAUACCAUACAUAUAUUUAUACAUACAUACAUUAUAUUAAAAACUUGAAAUGGUUUUAAGAGAGAUAUAACUUUAUCAAGUGUAUUUUGAAGAAAUUGACAGAAAGAAUAAAUCGAAAAUUUCACAAGAA
This is a messenger RNA of Apis laboriosa (Himalayan honeybee), 2973 nucleotides long. Its product is annotated as DIS3-like exonuclease 2. Gene Ontology annotation, molecular function: 3'-5'-RNA exonuclease activity; RNA binding. Gene Ontology annotation, cellular component: P-body; exosome (RNase complex). The record is from RefSeq and is a predicted model, not a curated record. The transcript is spliced from 7 exons. Gene Ontology annotation, biological process: miRNA catabolic process; mRNA catabolic process. Bases 298 to 2655 code for a protein of 785 amino acids. Lineage: Eukaryota; Metazoa; Arthropoda; Insecta; Hymenoptera; Apidae.